Suillus plorans is the source of this 1170-nucleotide messenger RNA. RefSeq names its product putative methyltransferase-domain-containing protein. The transcript has 7 exons. The coding region runs from base 98 to 901 and encodes 267 amino acids. The record is from RefSeq and is a predicted model, not a curated record. NCBI's taxonomy places the organism in Eukaryota, Fungi, Basidiomycota, Agaricomycetes, Boletales, Suillaceae.
CAGGACCGACAACUUUCUACGUGUCACUUGACACCUGACGAUCCUGACCGUGACUGUUUUUCCGAACAUCUAACUUAACGUAUCAUCUCGGAGAGUUAUGAUGGCUACAACCCAACCCAGAUCGCUGCCAUUCGAGAGUCCAUCCGAAUCAGUAACGAGUUUAAACGAGAUUGCCCUAGACGAAGCCCUCGACAUAUCAGAUCCCUUGCGACAUUUCAGGACCGACGCCAGCGACUUCGCUCGAGAUGACGAAGAUACUGUUGUCGUACCUUCGCAACCACGAUCUAUCCUCGGUGAGACGAUCAGAUUGACAUUUCCCGUGAACUCUCCGCUGGUGUCCAUAUCACUCAAAGUUGAUGCGUCUCAUGGCUGUGGUGGCAUUGCUUGGCCAGCUGGUGAGGUCUUAUCAAAUUACAUCGCAUUUCGAGGCGUCGAGUAUCUUCAAGGCAAGAAGAUUGUAGAAGUUGGCAGUGGAACGGGAUUAGUUGGUCUUGUAGCAGGCGCACUCGGUGGUACAGUUUGGAUCACCGAUCAAGCCCCGUUGCUGGGUAUCAUGCAACAAAAUGUGUCAUUGAACAAUUUGCAGUCCUGUGUCUCCGUUCGCGAACUCAAUUGGGGAGAGACACUGCCCUCGGAUAUUCCUCUUCCUGAACUGAUCCUUGCAGCAGAUUGUGUCUACUUUGAGCCUGCUUUCCCUCUUCUGGUUCAGACCUUAUCAGAGAUGGCUGUUAAUGGCAGUACAGAAAUUUUAUUUUGUUACAAAAAGAGACGUAAGGCAGAUAAACGGUUCUUCACAAUGUUGAAGAAGAAAUUUAGUUGGGAAGAGGUGGAGGACGACCCAAAUCGCGAAAUCUACAAUCGCGAAGCUAUCUCGCUUCUAGCUCUUACAAAGCGGCCAUAAGGAGGCUUAUCAAGUGACCGCUUCACCACUGUUCUAGACUGGAGUAAUUUCAACACCCCGUUGCUUCUUGAGAUGCGGUGAAAUGAGCGCUCUGAUGUAGAGCAGUGUAGCAUGUGUGACUUGAAAGGCAAUCAUUCUCGGUGACGAGAUUUUUCUAUGGCUAAAAUGAAAUAAAAUGCCGUCAACACCUUGUAUGCGUAUGUACCACACAAACGGGUAAAUUGGUGUCCGAAGAAGCACUAUCCGCCCAAGUUAUGAUUCUGAUGAGG